Molecule: messenger RNA, 771 nt
Organism: Ambispora gerdemannii
Lineage: Eukaryota; Fungi; Glomeromycota; Glomeromycetes; Archaeosporales; Ambisporaceae
Source: the annotation of a GenBank genome assembly
AUGGCAGCUAAUAACGAGGCAGAAUAUACAAAAAAAUUCGCAUGUGACAUAGUAUGUGAUCCCGACGACAAAGCUACUAAGAAACCCGUGGAUCUUGGACUGACGUACAGUAAUGGAGCUGCAUUAAUAAUUAAAUGGUUGACAAUGAAUCCAGAAGGUAUUGGAACGUUACCAGAUAAAAAAGAGAACCAGCAAUUUGCCGCACAAGUGAACAAGAUCCAUGAUGAAGUACAAAAUGGUUGGACAUAUGAAGGAGAAUUUACAAACUAUGAAAAAUUAAAUACAGGACAUACUUCCAAAGCGCUCUUUGGGAAACUUAAAGUAAAUUGUUCUUCUUUCAAUCCUUUGAAAAAUUAUUCUUUCAAUCCUUUGAGAGUAGACGAAUAUUCAAAUAAUUUUAAUGAAAUUAGACUUCCACCUAAGGAUCAAUAUGAACUAAAAUGCAUUCUAGACAGAAUAAUCAAUCUAGCAUCUGAGGACAGAGAUGUCAAAGGUUUUAUUACAAUCAAUUACUAUAAAAAGGGCGGUAAGGCGCCUCAGAUUCAGGCAAAAUACGUCGGUUUUUAUGUUAAUAAGAAAACAGCAACCAUAACUCUUCUUGGUCAACAAUCUGGUUUAUUUGAAUAUAAACCGGUAAAUGGUCUCGAUAAUGAUAUGACGACUUCCUUUCUUGCAUUGAUUGUGCUGAAAGAAGUAUUUGUGUUCGAUUAUCAACACGAGACUAAAAAUUUUGCAGGAUUAACUGUUAGUGCUGGUUAUAGUAAUGGAUAA